UCGAGCUUCGUGUUCCAGUGAACAGAAGUGCGUUGUGUGUCUUUUGUCCCCUUUGACAGGAUCAGUAAUCCAGGUUGUACACCGGGCAGCCAUGAGCCUGGUAAACGGGGCGGUGGAUGGUCUGCAGGACAGUUUGGAAGCAGCAAAGAGAGAACUGGCGUCUCUAAAGGCGAAAGUGGACAAGGCAGACGAUGUGAAAGCCGGGCUGUUUCUGGAAAAGAUGGAGGCAGAACAAAGGAAGACCAAGGCCAAGCAGGAGAUGUUGAGUCACGCCGACAAGCAACAGAGUUACCUGAAAGAGCUCAAUCAGAGCCUGACCCUUGUCCAGGAUGAAAUCACAACGUGUUCUAAAGGCAAGCAGGGUCUGAUGGACAAACUGAGGAGAUGUCAGCAGGAGCUGGACGACAGGAGAGCUGAGGCGGUCACACUGAAGCAGAAGUUCAAGAUUUCUGCCCAGAUUCCAGACACGGAGGUGAAGUUUCUUCAUCCGCAUGAGGAGGAGGAAGUGGGAGCCGGGUCCGGUCAGCUCAUUAGAGGAGUGUUCACCAUCAGCCAGAGAGCGGUGCUGCUUCUGAAGGGAGGACAGGCGCUCGUCUCCUUCGAGGAGGAGAAAGUGGCCUGCCAGAUCUUGAAGAACUCCAAGUGCGUCGUCUCCUGUGAAGACACCUCUGUGGAGGUGAAACCAAGACCGAUCACGUUGGAUCCUGCCGUGAAGUUUGAGGUACACCUUGACGUCUCCAGGGAGGAGCUGAACGUAUCCGACAUCCCUGCUUCCAUGUCAAAGGAGAGGACCAGGGACCGUCUGGAGCUGAGCUUUUCCAAACCCAGCAGAGGAGGAGGAGAGGUGGAGGUGGUGGAGUAUGACGAAGACUCAGGAACCGGAAAGAUCACGUUUCUGCACCCUGGGGUUGCAGAGAGACUGGCCCUGAUUGGACGUUACAACGUACAUCUGAAGAACAACACUGAUGUGAAGGUUGGACCGUCAUUUGAAUACAAGCUGCAGAAGUUCCAGACGUUCUGUUGCUCCACAAAGAGAACUGUCCUCCUGGAUGACAUCAAGGACGUGGAGGACGAGGAGGACCUCCAGGACCACCUGGAAAUCCACUUCCAGAAACCCAGCAACAGUGGCGGUGAGAUUGAGAGCAUCAGGUACGCCUCCGGAGGGAAGCGCCUGCAGGCGUUGUUCGGUGAGGACCCCGCCCGCCUGUGAGUCCGGCCGGCAGCCGUCUCAACCAGGACGGACCUUUACAGGCUCUGUUUCCUUGAUCUGCUUCUCAUCUGGGAAGUUUUCAGAUUCUUCUCCCUCAUCCAAACCUUUGACCUGUAACGUGGAUGUAGAUGUCUGGUCCAGUCACAAAUAAAAUGGUUUGAAACAGUCA
Molecule: messenger RNA, 1379 nt
Organism: Cololabis saira (Pacific saury)
Lineage: Eukaryota; Metazoa; Chordata; Actinopteri; Beloniformes; Belonidae
Gene: nmi
Product: N-myc (and STAT) interactor
Exons: 10
Coding region: 92-1210 (372 amino acids)
Cellular component (GO): cytoplasm
Source: RefSeq, a predicted model, not a curated record